AUGAGUAACACUUCUAAAAGCAAGAAUUAUAUCGAUAAUGCUGACGAAGGAGGGUUUGAGGAAUGCGAACAGGAUAUGCAGAUUGCUGAAGUAUACAUCGAUGCCGAUGGACGUACACAUUAUUUUGAUCCGGAGCAUUAUCGGUGUUGCUUCUCAGCACUUCACACGAAGAUGGGAACAUUUGUUCUGGUAACACUGGUGUUUCAUGAAAUUAUAAUUGUAUUUAUAUCACGCCUGAUACAACUUUGUUUUUCCGGUGUUAUGUAUUUUGCUUUAUGGAAACAACGAUGGGAAUACAUACUUCCGUUUGCCACUUCACAGUUGACAUUUGGAGCAUAUGCAGACAUCUCAACAAUCAUCAUGUUAGUUGGUGACCUGAAUAUGUCAGAUUCUUGGCCAAUAUCUCCAAGUUCAGUACGAUGGUUAAGCUAUGUAAUUCUCAUCUCAUUAUACGUAAUUUUUUCAGCGUGGUUUACCUAUGUAUUGUAUCGAUGUUCUAUUUUCUUUCGCGAUCGUUAUAAGCACCAAAAGCGUAAGCUUGGCUUGCUGAAUGAAGAAAACUUAUCGGACAAUGACGAUGAUGAUAUCGAUGACGGUUUCAAUCUCUGCAACGUCAGUGCAGUCCAAAGCUGUUAA
Molecule: messenger RNA, 636 nt
Organism: Enterobius vermicularis (human pinworm)
Lineage: Eukaryota; Metazoa; Nematoda; Chromadorea; Rhabditida; Oxyuridae
Source: the annotation of a GenBank genome assembly